This is a messenger RNA of Wallemia mellicola CBS 633.66, 3126 nucleotides long. RefSeq names its product P-loop containing nucleoside triphosphate hydrolase protein. Lineage: Eukaryota; Fungi; Basidiomycota; Wallemiomycetes; Wallemiales; Wallemiaceae. The record is from RefSeq and is a predicted model, not a curated record. The transcript is spliced from 3 exons. Gene Ontology annotation, cellular component: intracellular anatomical structure. Gene Ontology annotation, molecular function: ATP binding; RNA binding. The coding region runs from base 28 to 3030 and encodes 1000 amino acids.
AAGCACUUAGAGAACAAAUCAAAGUCAAUGUCUAAAGAUUUAGAAUUCUACAACACAAAUCAACAAUUUGACAAGAUACGUCAACAAAGAGGCUCACUUCCGAUAUUUACACAAGCGGAGGAAGUUGUAACUAGUAUAAAUGACAACAUGAUCACAGUCCUUAUGGCUGCUACUGGUUCAGGUAAGACCACACAAAUGCCACAGUUGAUAUUAGACGAUGCUAUACAACAUGGUAGAGGUGCAAAAUGCAACAUUCUUUGCACCCAGCCUAGACGUAUCGCAGCCAUUUCUGUUGCACAAAGAGUUGCAUCUGAAAGGGGUGAGAAGUUAGGCAAAAGAGUUGGUUAUCAAGUUAGGUUCGAAUCAAAGAAACCAGAACCUCAUGGAUCAAUUACAUUUUGUACGACUGGUGUCUUUUUGAGACGCAUGCAAUCAGCUUUAGAAGAGAGCGCAGGAGAUAGCACUGAAGGAAAAGAUAAAUAUGGUAUGUUGGACGAUAUCACUCAUGUUGUUGUCGAUGAAGUACACGAGAGAGAUGUAGAUACUGAUCUCACUUUGGUCGUCCUCAAGCGUUUAAUAGCAGAUAGAAAAGCAAGAGGUAAACCACUGAAAGUCAUUUUAAUGUCUGCAACAAUCGACUCAGAUUUAUUCCAAAAUUACUUCGCUUCAGUUAAUAAUGACGUACCUGCACCAGUAGCUGAUAUACCAGGUAGAUCAUUUCCAGUGACUAAGUACUUUUUGGAUGAUUACCUGGAAGAAAUGAAAACUCUACCAGAGAAAGAAGGUGGAUGGGUAUUUAAAGAGAAGAACGUAAUGGAGUAUAUGAAGAAUGAAUUCAAAGAUGAAAUGGGUGGUGAUGAAUUGGAAAUACCCUAUCCACUUGUUGCACUCACUAUAGCCCAUGUUGCAAGGUUGUCUAGGAAUGAGGAUGGUCAUAUACUUAUUUUCUUGCCAGGAUGGGAUGAAAUUAAAGCAGUUCAGACUAUUCUCGAAGAACAAAAGCUUUAUGGUGUUGACUUCAACGAUCGUGGUAAAUACUCAAUUCAUGUUUUACAUUCAUCCGUACCAGUACAAGAACAACAGAAGAUUUUUGAACCUUGCGAAGAAGGAAUCAGGAGAAUUAUUCUUUCUACAAAUGUUGCUGAGACUUCGGUUACGAUUCCUGAUGUCGUAUACGUCGUUGAUGCUGCUAGAGUUAAAGAAAAAAGAUAUGACGCUGAAAAGCAUAUGAGUCAACUGGUUUCAGCAUGGGUAGGUAAAUCCAACCUUAAUCAACGUGCCGGUAGAGCGGGUAGACACCGUGAAGGUGAAUACUAUGGUGUUUUAUCUAAACGUCGCUACGAAUCACUGGCUGCACAUCAAACAGUUGAAAUGAAGAGAGUGGAUUUAAGUGAAGUUGUAUUGCGCGUAAAAGCACUAAAUUUCCCUGGUCUGGAAGUCGAAGAUGUUUUGGCUCAGGCGAUCGAGCCACCUGCGCCUGAAAGGGUUAAAUUAGCUUUAGAUAGGCUUUACCUGAUUGGUGCUAUCAACAAGAAGAAGGAAUUGACAUCCCUCGGUAAGGUUUUAUUGCAAUUACCAAUAGAGGCCCCAAUUGGAAAGUUGAUCUUAUAUGCUACAUUCUUCAGGUGUUUAGAUCCAGCACUCAGUUUAGCAGCUAUACUCACAAAUAGAGACCCAUUCGUUGCUCCACUUGAUCUCCGCGCUGAGGCCAACGCUGCGAAACAAAAAUGGUCUCAAAGGGAAUACAAGAGUGAUCCAUUUACAAUCCUCAACGCAUAUGAAACUUGGUGGGGACUCCAUAGUGCUGGUAAGCACUCCCAAGCCUGGGAUUUCGUCAAUGAGAAUUUCCUAUCACGUGCAACGUUGUUACAGAUUAGACAAGUUAAAGAACACCUCUAUAAAUCGCUGGAGAGUCUCAAAUUGACUGAGUUCCUUACCUCUGAUCCAGCACUCAACAAGGCCAAAGUAGGGAGCCAAGAUAAGGCAAAGAACUUGAGAAAGGGUGAAUUAGUUAUUCCAGAUUAUCUUAACGUCAAUGCGCAUUCGAAACCCAUGUUAGCUGCACUUAUCGCUAUGUCUUGCUCACCAAACUUCGCAUUGAGGACGGGUGACCGUAACCAUCGUACAGCUGCUGAAAAGAGUGUUUUCAUUCAUAGUUCUUCGGUUCUUCAUCCAAGAAAUGAAAAGGAUGAGGUUAGCUAUAGCAAGCAGUUACAAUAUGUCAACAAGCAUAUUGUUUCAUUCCAAGAGAAAACGAAGAACGUUUCAAAUCUUUCGGCUGGUCCACCAGGAAGAGAACCCCAAGUUAUGCUGAGAAUGUGCACCAAGUUGGACCUCAUGGUGUAUGCUCUCUUUGGUGCUGCUGAAAUAAAACAGGAUGGCGACCAAGUUAUCAUUGAUGAUUGGGUGGUGUUGUUUGGACAAAAGAAAGAACUUGAAUCUUUGCGCAAACUCAAAAUGAUGUUACACUCAUGUAUGUUGAGAGUAUUUGAAGGUGUACACGCCGGUAGUGCUCUCGAGCAAGCAGAGAUGUACAAUGAUGAGGAGAUUUACAAACUUGACAAUUUACUCGUUUUACAAUCUGAAGAGGAAGCUGAACAGGUAAACGAAGAGAAGUUGUCGCCAAAGGAGCAAGUUGAAUUGGAUUUGAUGGCCAAUAAUGUUGUCUUUUUGCUCAACCAGUGGGCUAAAGAUGCAAAUGACUAUGAAGAUAAGGUUUUUGGAAGGAAGCAGAUCAAUGUUACGAAGAAAGGCAAUGGUGCUGUGAAUAAGAAGUAUGCUAGCAACCCAAGCAGUGGUACAACGACACCAAAUAAUCAAGUCAAAGCUAUACUAAAGAGACCAGCAAGUCAGACUGGUAGCAAUAGCAGCGCUUAUGGAAGUAAUCAAAGCAUCCAUGCUAGUAAAAACACGAGCUUACAAUCAUCUCGAACAAAUAGCGCGUUCCCAAGUAGAAGUAACAGCAGCCAAAAUUUGACGAACAGCAGAAGUAAAAAUGACAAAGGAAUGGAAUCAUCUAGGUGGAGAUAAACCAUGUUUGUAAAGUAAUUGAUGUGUUAGAAUUAUUAGAAAAUUUUAGUCAAAGACGCGUGGAUUCUCGCCUUACUGAAUGUAUGUCCAUUGAUA